AUGCGAUGCCCAAAAGAUAUUGGGCUUGGACAUCAGGCCCCUUCCCCAGGUGCCUGUGGCAGCAUCCUGUCAUUUGGAAUCGCGGGUUACCCUACCGGUGAAGUAAUGAACAUGAAUCUCUCUUGCAGUGUGGCCGAGAAGGGAGAGUGCCUAAAGGGCAAAGGGUGCUUGGCUGUAUGGAAGAGAAAAGACUUUGUCGAAGGUCACAUACACUAA
This is a messenger RNA of Menidia menidia (Atlantic silverside), 216 nucleotides long. NCBI's taxonomy places the organism in Eukaryota, Metazoa, Chordata, Actinopteri, Atheriniformes, Atherinopsidae. The record is from the annotation of a GenBank genome assembly.